ACAAGAUUUGAUGUCAACGUCACAUAAUGAUUACAAUAAAAACAGCGCUUCAGAUAGUUGCACGGUAAAUAAAUUGAUUUGCUAAAUGAUUUUCAGCAGGUAACCAACAAUGGAUGAAUCGUAUCCAGAUUACGAUGACACGUACGGUGGUAAACCACUCAAACUUCGCCCACUGCCUUCAUUUGACCAGAACGGCACAUCGGAACACAAAUCCAAGAAGCGGAAGAAGAAACGCAAGGACAAGAAAUCACCCUGCAAAGCCAACACAGCGACGCAAACCAUCAUCCCCAAGAGAAUCGACUAUAUCCUGGUCUACCCCAAGGAGGACCAAAGUGACUUUAAGGAUGAUGAUGACAUUGAGGAUUUUAAGAAAAGGAAUGAACUGAGGCGGAGAUUCCAUCAUGCAGCCAGGGAACAGGAAGGACUGGAGAUUCGUGAGAGAGACAUGGGAGAGAAGAUUUACGUCUUGAUUCACUGUCCGUUCAGUAGAAUGUGCCAUGAGGCUGAGGACGUUAACUUGGAAAUGCCUCUUGAAGGGGCUGCAAUUCCCAAGAAGGAACCCAGCGGAUGUUUUGACAAACUCAAGGCACUGUUUAUAACAGAUAAUGAAGUUGACUUUAUCAGCGCGCCCUUCGUGGUUCAAAAGAGGGCAGUAUUCAAAGGAAUUGACAAACCAGACACAUUCUUCUCGCCAGCGUUACGUUCACUCCUGGUUCAUAACAUCUUGAUCAACAUUGAUGUGCGAGAGAAGGGAGACAAAGACAGUGACUUCAGGGACUCAAUGAGAAGAAAAGCAAGAUCACGUUUGAGGCCAGGACUUAGCAGAGGUCUGCCAUUCAUGCUGAUGAAGAAGGUUUACACAGACCGCUUCAUCAUGCAUGAGGAGUCUCCUUACGAACUAGAGGAGGAUGAUGAGACGAGAGAGAUACAAAGAACCCUGAGCAGGGAGAGGGGUGACUUUGACCCCACGGCUGACCCCAGAGAGGCAUUACACAGGACCUGGUGCCGAUCCUGGAAAUUUCAACCUCUGUGGAAGAUUCGUAACUACUUUGGAGAGAAGAUUGCCUUCUACUUUGGCUGGGCUGGUGAGAUGGCUAGCCUCCUGUGGCUACCUAUGCUACUAGGCAUCGCUAUCUGGGCGUAUGGUUUAUAUCUCAGCGUCAAGGAUAACAUAGAAUUGAACGAAGGUUUAGCUGAUCUGGCCCAGCAGCGAGAUGACUUGAUUGCUGAACUCAGACAGAACAUCACCUUGUAUAACAGGACUGAAGAUAAGUUACUCUACCAGAACCUGACUGCAGAGGCACAAGAGGAAGAUUCCUUGUUUAGUGGCAUUGCAGAUAAAUCUCUUGAGAUUCUAGAAGUCUUUCAGACGUCCUUUGACUCAGCUGUCACACCGUACUUUGCUCUCGUCAUAUGUCUUUGGGGAACCAUUUUUCAAGAGUCCUGGAAGCGGACGCAUGCUCGCUUGGCCUAUGAAUGGGAUGUUGACACCUACCAUUUUUCCGAGCCAGAUCGCCCGGAAUUUUACGGAACAAAAGAACGAGAGGAUCCUGUUUCAGACCUCCCAGAUUGGUAUUACCCAUUCUACAAGCAGUUCCUCAAGUUCAUGACGUCUUUCGGCAUUCUCAUCUUCAUGGCCCUAUUGGUCAUAGCCAGCGUUCUUGGUGUCAUCAUCUAUCGUGUCAUCAUUGGAGCCUUACUCGCAGACGCCUCUUCUCUGCAGAGAGUCUUAUUAUCCACGGUAGCAGCCACACUCCUUAACUCCAUCUCCAUCAUGAUCUUGGGAAGAGUGUAUGAUUACAUUGCAUACAAGUUGACAGAUUGGGAGAAUCAUCGGACCCAGAGCCAGUAUGACGACGCUCUAAUCCUCAAGCUCUUCGCCUUCCAGUUUGUCAACAGCUACGCCUCUCUCUUCUACAUUGCAUUCUUCAGAGGAUUGACUGCCAAGGAUGGUAUCUUAUACCUUGGUGAGAAAUAUGAAGACAGCUGUGGCGAUGAAAACGUCUGCAUGCCGCUGCUAUCACUACAGGUCUUUGUCCUGAUGAUCGUCAAGCCUUUUCCCAAAUUCCUGAAAGACGUCAUCCUACCUUGGCUCAAGAAACUAUUGAAGAAAUGCUGCUGUGGAGGCAAGAACAAAGUGGCAGACGUUGAAGCCAGCAAGAUGGAGAAAAGUGACUUCAUAAGGAAGGAGGGUAGCAAGCCACAGCUGGGCAACUUCACCCUGGGAGAAUUCACUGAGAAGACCAUCCAAUAUGGAUUCCUCAUGCUGUUCUCUUGUGCCUUACCCCUGGCUCCACUCAUCGCCAUCCUUGUAUUGUUAGUGGAUAUCAGAGUGGAUGCACGACGCAUGUUGUGGAUGAACAGACGACCCAUUGCCUUCAUAGCAGGUGGAAUAGGCAUGUGGUUCAGCAUUCUAGAUUUCCUCAACUUUGCCGGCGUUGUGACCAAUGCUUUCCUGAUUGCCUUCACUGCUCAAUGGUCAAAGGACUUCACUACAGCUGACAGACUCUGGGUCGUCAUUUGCUUUGAGCAUAUUGUGCUAUCAGUCAAGUUCUUCAUUGCUUACAUCAUCCCAGACACUCCUUCAGACAUCACCCUUGCAAAGAGAAGACAACGCUACCAAAUUGCUCAGAUCAUGGACAAGGCAGAGACCCAAGGCCCCAUCCAAAGUAAGGAGGGUGCUAACGUGGUCUUGGCACCCGAUUUGAAAGCCUUUAACUAUUACGAUUGUGCUGUGAAAAACACCGACAGCAACCCUGCCCUUAACUCAGUCAUUACUGACGAUACGUUCUUAACUGCCGAGAGAAAGACAAGCCUAGACGUUGAAGAGAAACUCGGAAAGUUGGAUGAUGGUGCAGUGGGGCACACCCAAGAUCAUUCGGACACCUUGGCACCAAAAUUGAGUUAUGGUGAAGAUGGGACCACCUAUAUCGGACAACCAGAGAAAUUUCCCAACGAAACCAAGAAGAAGAAAAAGAAGAAACUUAAAAAGCGCAAUUCCGAUGAAUCACCCCCACAACUUGACCCCGCCUACCCCCCAGCAACAGACGAUGUUGCAUUGCAUAAUAGUGGGUACCAGCCACCAAAUCAGGCACAACUCUAUGGUUUAGACGGUUACCAGAAUGAUCCAGCGUUAUAUUCUAAUAACGAUCAUGUUCAGUACACACCUCAGGGGCAAAUUGCAGAUUUAGCUUAUCCACCACAAAUGCCCAGUCGUGAUAUGGCAUAUCCACCCUCUACAUAUAAUACACAGGAUAACAUAUUUUUCUAGGAAUGUAGUAUCCCAACUUAUAAUGUUAUUGUAAAUAAUAUAUCCUCUUUGUUGUAAAUUGUUUGAAUAGUGUAUUUAUGUGCCUUAUUUUUUAUGAAGAAGAUACUUCUUUUGUAAGAACAAAAUUCUAUAUUUCUGUCCUUUUUUAAUUGUAUGUAAGUAUUGCUGCAUAGAUCAGGGUUUUUCUAUUUCUAUCAUUUGUCUAUUUCUAAUUAAAUUUCUUUAGACUUGUGUUGGUCGAGGCUUAAAUACUACAAAAAAGACAACAGCAGCAAAUGUAUUUUAGUUUGUAAGUUGUUGCUUUGAUUAAAGGGAAGAUACAACAUUUUCAAACAUCAAAAACAAAAUGAUCAAAUUAUCACGAAAUACCAUACUGAAUUGUUAGGGACUGACAGUCCAAAUCAUCCUUUAAAAUCGUGGC
This is a messenger RNA of Patiria miniata (bat star), 3692 nucleotides long. RefSeq names its product anoctamin-4-like. NCBI's taxonomy places the organism in Eukaryota, Metazoa, Echinodermata, Asteroidea, Valvatida, Asterinidae. Gene Ontology annotation, cellular component: plasma membrane. The record is from RefSeq and is a predicted model, not a curated record. Gene Ontology annotation, biological process: chloride transmembrane transport. The coding region runs from base 110 to 3271 and encodes 1053 amino acids. The transcript has 22 exons. Gene Ontology annotation, molecular function: protein dimerization activity; chloride channel activity.